CCUCCAUGUCCAAACCCCAGCCUCUCUCUAUAAAUAGAGCCUGUAAGCCUCGCUCAUUCCUUUGCAUAGCCUCUCCUAAAUCGUCCCCGGGGAUAACAUUCAUUUCGUGCUCUUUGCAAUCCUUCAGCGUCUCUGGAGCUACAGCGAAAAAAAUGUCGGAUUCAGGAGCUUUAAGUUCUGUUACGAAUGUGGGAGGAAGGCUAGAAAAGGCAAGAAUCAAAUCGACAAUGGAGCAGUACAAGAAGUAUCAUGGGGGGAAUGAGGGGACGAGAAAGGCCAACGCCGCUGACAUGGUAAACAAGUACUAUGAUCUUGUAACCAGAUACGUGGAAUAUACCUGGGGCGAAUCCUUUCACUUUGCAAGCAGAUGUAAAGGGGAGACAUUUCGAGAAAGCAUCAAGCGGCAUGAGCAUUUUCUUGCCCUGCAACUAGGCUUGAAAAGGGGAAUGAAGGUGCUCGAUGUGGGUUGCGGGAUUGGUGGACCACUACGGGAAAUAGCUAGAUUUAGCUUAACAUCCAUUACCGGUUUGAACAACAAUGAGUACCAAAUAUCAAGAGCCAAGGAGCUCAACCGGUUAGCAGGAUUUAGUGAAUCUUGCAAACUAGUUAAGGGUAACUUCAUGGAUAUGCCAUUCCCUGAUAAUACUUUUGAUGGUAUAUAUGCAAUAGAAGCAACAUCCUAUGCAACAGACCUGGUUGCCUGCUAUAAGGAGAUUUGCAGAGUACUUAAGCCUGGUCAGUGUUUUGCGGCCUAUGAGUUGUGCUUGACUGAUCACUUUGAUCCCAGGAAUGAAAAGCAUCAGAAAAUUAAGGCUGAUAUUGAACUUGGUUCUGGUCUCCUAGAUAUAAGAACUACAAGCCAAUGUCUUGAAGCCUUAAAGCUUGCUGGGUUUGAGGUUGUGUGGGAGAGAGAUCGUAGCUUAGAUUCCGAAGUGCCAUGGUAUUUGCCCUUCGAUGCGUUCAAACUCGCCAUAAAUAACUUCCGAUCAAUAGCCAUUGGACGUUGCAUUACUAGAUCUGUGGUUAGUAUGCUAGAAUUUGUCGGACUUGCUCCGGCAGGCAGUUCAAAAGUUCAUUCAUUCCUAGAAAAGGAUGGUGACGCACUUGUGGAAGGUGGAAGGGAUGAGAUUUUUACACCGAUGUACUUCUUCCUUGCUCGGAAGCCUCUUUCAAACUCUUGAGGAGCAAGAGGCAAAACCAGUUGUUGUCUUUCAAAGGUUUGUCAGCCGUGGCUUAGCUUGAUGAUUAGCGGGGAUUGGUUAUGAUUAUAUAUGUAUGUAUUUGUAUCCGUAUAUAUGUACUUCAGUUGUGGCCGAACAUUAUGUCAGCUUCCUCCUUACGAAAGUAUCUCUUUGAUUCCAUUAGCAUGUGACCUUUGUAAUUGUUAUCCACAAAGCAUAAAUGUGCUGAAAACCUAAAUUAAAGUUGGACCACGUUACAAAUUUUUAGA
Messenger RNA from Elaeis guineensis (African oil palm), 1450 nucleotides. Lineage: Eukaryota; Viridiplantae; Streptophyta; Magnoliopsida; Arecales; Arecaceae. The record is from RefSeq and is a predicted model, not a curated record.